GGCCGCGAUUGUGUGUCCCUGCGCCACGUAUAAUUCAGCUUCGCCCGCGAGCUAAGUCUUUUCCUUGACUGUGCUUCUAAACUCAGAGCCCAUGCUAACAUCGGUGUUUUUCAGUGCUUCUGACUGACUCGCAUCGGCGAACUCAAAUCUUGCAAUUGGCGGCAAUUUCGGCAGGCAGCCCUGUCUUCCAUUCCUCGUUAAAGAAACCUGCGAAUUUACCGACAGACGUGACACUUCUGGAUAACAUCUCGCCCUAGGUCAUCUGGACACGACUGCUUCAGGGAGGGGUCAAUGAAGAAGGGCUGCACAUCGCAUGACGCGUGGCCGCCAUCUACUGCCUAUAGCAGCAAGAAUGAAUCCGCCCUCAUUCUGCACUGACAACAGCAGCGCGCAGCUCAGAAUGUAUGCCCAUGGAUGAACAAAACUUCUGAUAAUUUGCAGAGAAUCCUGGCGAUCCUUGACGCUGAAUUCCUUACGGUCAUCUGACAAUGAUCACUGCAAGUCUCUGCGGCGCACCAAAGUGUAUGCGAGCAUCGUGAAAUGUCUGUCGUCAAUUCCUUGGCUGCCCAAGAAUUGGCCCACCUGUGCUUUUUUUUCCAUUCGGUGAAAGCGACGCCGCACAGCCCACGGAAUACUCUAUGCGACCUUGCAGGAUGCCGUGCACUGAUGUCUACGGAAUCUGCAACUCACGCGAGGCUCUGCGGUCUGACGUCUUGGGACUUCUCAAGAAGACGCCUCUCACUGUCUCAAUUGUCAGCGCAGUAUGUCGAGGCCUGAUCUCUCGACGAGGAGAUCAGGCCUGGAGAUCACAGACGCUCCCUGUUGCUUUAAACUUUGCAUGCCACGUCUUGAUGCUUUUAACGUCUGGUUUACACUGGGACCUUGUCUGAUCCAGGAGCUUUUCUGUGCGUCACGCUCAGUUGCUCUGGAGGAUUCUCUCUCAACUUCCUGUGAGAUGGACGACGACUCUGACGGACGAGCACAGGUCAUGGAUGGCUCCAGCAGAGCAGCGGAGGUGAUGGAUGAACCAAAUGAGCGAGCACUAGUGAAGGGAGAACCAACGGAACAAGCACAAGUGCCGGGCGACUCAAGCAGACAAGGGGAGAUGACGGGAGACUCCAUCAAAAAGGCGCCUUUGGCGAAUCACAACUCCUAUUCUGGAGGAAGUGAACCUUUCGCGUUCUGGCGCCACGUUCCGCCACCGACGCUCUACUUCAUGCCGACAUAUGGACCGUAUAGCUACUACGGUGGCGUAACACCGCCACCAUAUGGCGUUUUUCCGCCACUGUGGAAUGGGACUCGCUCCGAUAUUUGGUCAGCGGAUACUCGCCAAGCUGCCGUAGACGUUCAGCUUACCCCUCCCACUGAGGAAGUAAAUUAUCCGAAACAACACAUCCACCAUUUUGGAACCGAGGCCCACUACUCCACGCCGAUGGAAAUCUCGCCCUGUGCGAGUCCCUUAGAACCGUCGACGACUGCACCGACAGAGCGCGAGGCUCCAGCACCUGCUGUGAAAGCCGAGAGCGCAACGGGCUUCGCUUGUGAAGUCAACAGGAAUCAAGCGGUGAAAACCCCUAGCCUCGAAAAGCGGACACCAAUGCCUCGUGCACUGAAGCCAGUUAGGUACCAUCACGCUGAUCCUGGCACAGCCGAGUCGUCGCCGCUGUCGCUGUUGAAAAGGUGCAAGUCUUGCAUAAGUAAAAUGGCGCGAGCCAACCGUCAGAGUGCUACUUACGCAGCCGAAGAAUGCACUUGCACGCAGAAAUUUGUCCCUGCCAAAGUCCAGGGUGAAAAUACUGCAAGUACCGCGAAAACAGAAACAGGUCUCGAAGAACUUGGACCACUGACUGCGAAUGCAAAAUCUAGAGCUGUGCGACAGUACUCUGUGGUGACUGGUGCAGAUAGGCCAGCUGGCAGUGGUGAACCCAGCAUUGCUUCUAUGAAGUGGAGGCAGAGCGCUGAUUGCAUUUCCGGGUCUGCUGCCAAGCUUAAUGACGAGACGCGAUCUUCGAGUGCCCUUUGUACAGACUCCGGACCUGUUCAAUCUGCUGUCCAUUUCAUCCCGGUUGUUGAGGGGCGAAGAAAAGAACAGAACUCCUGGCAUCAUCAUCCAGCAACAUCGCGUAACGCUCCCAUUGAGAAUUGCCUUGGGACGAACAAUGGUGAAACGUUCUCGCACCACUCGCACCGCCACAUUUCUGCCGAGUACUUUGUGAACCGAUUUGUUGAAGAAAUUCGUGCUGCGAGUGAACAGAAAAGUUGCGCUAGUGAUCCUCGGGUAACAGUCAAAAUAGCCGGCGCGUACUUUCCUGGUCCAAAGGUCGACAAUUUACAAACAGCUGUCAUUGAUAUAAAGAUGGACCCUUUGUUGGGCGCCUGUGUAGAGCACGCAGAAGGACCAUUUCUGCUUCCGUCAGAACUUGAGCAAGACGACGAAGGUUGGUUGUGGACCUUCGAGUGACACUCUGUGUAGCGACAAAUGUUGUCGUAAGGGACUUUUAUCGUGGUUUCAAUGGGAAGAACCACGUACGUGUUAUGAGAAUGUGUUUUGUCUUCGCCGUUUGAGUGACGUUGUUAGCGUUGUAGCCGUGCUAACAUGAAUGUUAUUGUAGCUCAGGUGAGGUGAGUGUCGAACGCCUUUCUCAUUCUUAGCUGUGGCCCUGUGACAGGUAAGUGCUGUUAAAUUCACGCUGACGCCAUCUUCACGCCCUGACGAACUAUUUCAGGCUUCGCACUGUAUUUCGUUCAAAAGCGAAGUUAGAGCCACACAAGUUCCGAUACUGACUGUUUUCGAGAAGCAAUAUAACAGACUUGUCGGGAAGCCUGCGGGGCAGAGAUAUAACAUUUCAAUGCUAUAGCAUAAAUGUAGUUAGUUUGAUACUUCAAUAUCUACACCUUUCUAUUUAAAGUGAUGGCUUGUGGUUGCAAUGCCGGCAUUCGCUUGUGUGUAUAACUUCUGUCUGUGUUAUUAGGUGCAGUCAUCGGAAGCUGUUAAAGGCGAGAACGCAUGACUUUUUUAAUGAAUUCUACAGCGAAUAUUUUCUUCCUCUUGAAAUGCAUAUAACAAUGGAAUGUGAUAGACCAAACUUAUGUAUAAUGCUAGGCCAACCUUGGUUAAUAUCGCAUUGCUUAUCCCGUGCCGUUUCUUUACUAUGGCUACUGCUAUUUGUAGUCCAGUUUCGUGAAUCAAAGCUCGGGCUUUUACUGCAUGGGUGACAUUUGGGUAAACCGUCAAGCUAAUUUAAGAACUGAUACAUAUCCCACAAUUGUGCCCGAAAACUUCACGAGAAGACUGCAAAACAGCUAGCAUGGUGAAUAAAUUUUAAGCAGAGCGGUAAGACUCGUUUGACGUAAAAGUUUCACGAUAAUAGAUUUCAUCGUAGACCUCAGCCUAAAUUUUAAGCAAUAGAACUGUUUCCCUAUUUAAAGAUUGCUCUAACAGCUUUCAGAUACUAAAGUUAUUAAGCUACAAAUCGGGUGAAUAGAAAGCUUAAAUAACUUCGUCUUUGUAAAAGAAAAAACUUCGUCAUUGUAAAAAAAAAAAACGUCGAGCUUGGCCACAUUUUGAACUCAUUAUGAUCAUAAUGAGUUCAAAAUUUGCCAUGUUCUAAAGGUAUCUAGAUGAAAGCUGAAAUUUCUCGAAGUAGCUAGCUUUGAAUCUUGUGAAAUGAGGUAAUAUUGCUACUCCUAACUAAAUAACGUUUCUGUUAUGUUGGUGAGACCAAAAGUAGCCAGCUUGGUUGGCUCACUCACAGCACUGUGGCUCUUUACGGCAUGCCGCAAACGGCAAGAAAUACAUGCACAAGUAAAUGUUUUUUUCAUCGAUACUUCGGAAUGCUUUACUGUAACAACAAAAGUAAUAAAACAAAUGUUAGAAUAAUAAAAUUGCCGCAGUAAUAAUGAUCCAAGAACAUAGUUCUGGAGGGCAACGGCGAUAAUCGCUGAAAACGACAGUUUCGAGCCACAGGCGCCCAUAUAUAUUUAGCAGCUAUAUAGCUGUAUGAUGGUACAUGUGAAUACGCCACACAUGUACAGCGCAAGCCUCUGCAAUAUGGUGCACUGAAAAUAACGCAAAUGAAACUCGCUACGACAAGAACGUAGUCGAAAUAGCAACAAAUACAUGUUAAUUGUCAAAUUUGAGCUGGUAUGCCUACAUUUAGUACAUUACCACAAAGCAUGCAAAGAAACUGUUAUCUCAAACAGCACUUAAAGCUUGAAAACGCAAAUACCAGACUUCGCGCAUACAAUUCUGUUAUCAGGCCCUCUUUAAAAUAUUCGUCCAUAAGUUGACACUCCCAUCACACUAAUGUUUCUAAUCUGCUCGAAUUAGUCUAAAAUAAAGUUGCGUGGUUCACCUUACCUUCAUACUCUCGCUAUCAAAGUGUGUCCGCCUUAAAUAAAUUCUCAAUCUUUCUUCUCUUGAUAUACGCAGGAAAUUAACCCGGGCGUCGUUCUUCCAUAGCCUUUGUCACAGUACUAUACCAUUCAUUCGAGCCCACCCUGUUCCGGCCCCUCGCAUCUCGACUCCUGCAUAGCACAUUCAUAAACAAAAUCCUAUGUUUGCCCAAACUAACGCAUAUAAAAAUUCGCCUCUAGUUUUGUCUAUUGCCGAAUGGAACUCUUUACCUUCCAGCGUUGUAUCGCUUACGAGCUCGUCAUUGCAAGCAGCACUAUUAACCUUCUUAGAGUGAAUCAACGUGUCCUGACCUGUGUGUACACUUGAAUAUUUACUUCAACAGUGUUUUCAACUGCUUAACGCUGUAACAUUUUUGCCUUGCUAUGCUGCUUCAUCUAGCUUGUAUUUUUGUAGUUUAUCUGUUUUAUUCGAUUGUACUGUUAAACUUGUUUUCUGAUGGGGAUUGGUCGUGACCAUCGCGUGACAAACGUGAGCUACGUUUUCAUUUCUCGCUCUACUAUAAUGUAUAAAAUCCAGUUCCUUUUCUUGUGCCUCAA
Molecule: messenger RNA, 4953 nt
Organism: Dermacentor albipictus
Lineage: Eukaryota; Metazoa; Arthropoda; Arachnida; Ixodida; Ixodidae
Source: RefSeq, a predicted model, not a curated record